This is a messenger RNA of Drosophila mauritiana, 1439 nucleotides long. Its product is annotated as protein Hezron. Bases 868 to 1428 code for a protein of 186 amino acids. Gene Ontology annotation, molecular function: RNA binding. The transcript is spliced from 3 exons. NCBI's taxonomy places the organism in Eukaryota, Metazoa, Arthropoda, Insecta, Diptera, Drosophilidae. The record is from RefSeq and is a predicted model, not a curated record.
GCUAAAUUUACGAAAGGAGGUCUCCCCGUUGAAAAGCAUAAUUAGGAUAUUAAGGCCGUAACUAACUAAACACUAUACUAAAAGCGAAUAUUUCAAGGGUCGCCGUGCAGCUACCAUUCAAGUGCUAAAAGUAAAAAGAGAAACCCCCGAUCUGUGUUGGCAGUCAUUAGUUAUUAGACCAGCGACCGAUCAAUCCACAGUGCAUCUCAUUUUUAGAAUCGUCAGGAUCCAUUUUAAACAUUGUACAGUUUCGUUGUUUAAGUGUCCGAUUUGUUAUCCGUUCGUGCCUGUCCUGCAAGAUAUUUCGGUAUUCGGUAUACAUUACGUAUUCGUUGAUACGCUUUUCAGUUUUGUGUUGCCUAGAAUUUAACCAAUGCACUUUUUCUCAGUUCGCGCCAAAGCGGAGGAAAGCGUUUUGUUGCUUGGCGUUAGAAACAAUUUGAAGGGUAUGCUAAUAGUGCUAAUGAAGGUACAUACAUACGCGCAUAUACAAUACCAUACAUACAUAAUUAUAAUGAAAAUAAACAAAGCAACACUUCUUGAACAACAGAGAACAAGCAACGCUCAUGCAGAUAUAAAGAAAAUCAAUUUAGACAGCAACUGCUAAACUGCGAAAUUGCAUAUAUAUAUAUGAUUAAAAGGAACGGUUUACUUUUGAAAUAUAUAUAUAUAUAUACAACAACAUUUAUAUUUAGUACAUUAUAAAUUAGCAUACAUACACUGUAAAUAAAAAGAAAUAAAACCACAAGCACCAUCGACUUUUCGGCGACAAAGUAGAAAGUAGAGUGCCUUGAACUUGACAUCGGACAUCGGCUGGGAUUUUCGAUUUCGAUUACAUUUUUUAAAGUUUCAAGUUUCUUGGCCAAGAUGUCAUCAUUGGCUCCUUGCUUCACUGUGGGCUCAAUAGUGCGCUGCAAGACUUGUUUUGGCGACAACCUUUCGGGGGAGGUUGUGGCCUUCGAUCUGGGCGUGAAAAUGCUGAUAAUGAAGUGUCCAUCGAGCAAUGGCGGUGGCGACGAACAGACCACUUGCAAUGUGACCAUUUUGAAUCUAUCCCUGUGCAUGGAUAUUGAAAUAGUGAAGGAAACAAUGCCGCCGGCUGAAGUUCAGCAGCCAGAACCGAUUGAUAUACCCAUGAUCCGAGAACGAUACCGAUACGCAACCGAACAUCGUACUCUCUCCUGCCGGAGCUAUCAUCCCAAUGCCUCGCCCUUCGGACAAGCUUUGUUCAGGGUGUUGGUCAAGCGUUUCGGCGAUUCCGCAAUCAACUGGCAGGACCAAGGCGACCAAGUGGCGAUCAAUAUACUCCAUCAGGUGGUCAUCCAUGCGCCUUAUGCCACGGAUAAUAUUCGGUACCAGAGCUGGAAACCCAAGCUAGCGAUAUACGUCCGAGGGGUCGUUCAAAGCUUUUGCAGUAAACAAUUCUAGAAGGACGGCCG